AUGUGCUCUCCUGCCAACUCCAAAAUCCUGUACAAGAAUCCUCAAUUCUUCCGAUUGGCUUUUUUGCAGCUUCAUCACCAGCAGCAGAGCGGUGUGUUCUGUGAUGUCCUUCUGCGGGCAGAAGGUGAGGCAGUCCCGGCCCACUGCUGCAUCCUAUCAGCCUGCAGCCCCUUCUUCACAGAGCGCCUAGAGCAGGAAAAACCAGCUCAAGGUCGGAAAGUGGUGCUGGAGCUGGGAGGCCUGAAGAUCAGGACACUUAGGAAGUUGGUGGACUUCCUCUACACCUCAGAGAUGGAAGUAUCUCGAGAAGAAGCCGAGGAUGUGCUCUUAGCUGCCCGUCAGCUUCGUGUGUCCGAACUAGAAUCCCUUCAGCUAGAGGGUGGAAAGCUGGUGAAGACCACUCAGGGCCGCAGACUAAACCGGGAAUGCUUACAAUCUCCGAUCUCUGCCAGGGUGGUAGCACCCAGUCGCCGCCCUCAAACUCCACUGCCUCUUAACCAGACUCCUUGUCCUCCUGGCACCGUGAGAUUCAAGUCCUCAGGGAAGGAGGAAAGCCCCCAGGGAAAGAGCAGUCGACAGAAUGUGGACAACUUGCCUGGCCCCCUUCUGUUCAAAAGGAAGGCUAAAGCCUGCCCAACACAAGAAAAAAGCUCUUCACCAACAAACGGCAGUCAAGGGCCUAAGGAGAACAAAAAUGACCCUGAUCUUGGUCAAACUGCUGUUUCUCCACCCAGGUUGUACCCCUCUGUGAAUGAGAGACUGUUACCCAGAAAGAUCAGGCUAAGCCGUUCAAAGCCAUCUCCUGAUGUGUGCACUUCCAAGCCUUCCAGCAUUCUAAGUGGACCUAGCUCAGUGUCCACAGCCCCUGGUCGUCGUCUUUGGCGGCAAAAGAGUAUAAAGAAAGAAGUGCCAGAGGACAAGCAGAAACCAGGGAGAUCAAGUCCCUUACAGGGUACUCGAAGCCCCUCAGGUCUUGGAAAGAAGCGGAGCCCAGAAGACAGGGUACCUAACUCCAAUUCUGUGGAGGAGGGGCAGAUUGGAAGAGUGAAGCUUCGGAAGAUUGUCAAUGGAACCUGCUGGGAGGUGGUCCAGGAGCCUCCCCUUAAAGACUCUCAAGACAGCCCUCAGAUCCCAAAACCUCAGGGAAACCUGCUAGAGCCUCCUUUAAGGACUCAGCCAUCCUCGGUAAAUGAGCCAGAAAUGUCCUCUACUCAAACAGACCUAUGUCAGAACUCUCCUGUGUACUCUAGGCUACAAGACAUUCUGUUCUCUGCUAGCCACUCCCCAGACCAGGCAGUGGUAAAGUCCGAAUGUGAGUCCAGUCCAGAGCUUCUAGGGAAAGAAGCUGUGUUAGAUACUGACUGCAGAGAGCCCUAUGCAUUUGACACAGCCCUGCUCAGUCAGCCCUGUGAAGCUGAGGAGUACCGAAUCACUAGUGCUGCUGCUACCAGCGAGCUGGAGGAGAUGCUGGACUUCAUGCUCUGUGGCUCUUACACUGAGCCACCUACAGCAUCUCUGGAGAGUCCCGGGAUAGAGGGCUGCAGAACCCCCAGUUACCACCUGACCGAAACAGGGAAGAACUGGAUCGAAGGAGAAGAAUGGUGUUUACCAGAUAUAGAACUCUGGCCCAGGGAGCUCCCAGGAUUGGAAAAGGAACCUGUGAGUGAGAACAAAGGGCCGAGUGAUGCCCUAAGCCCCCUUGCCAUGUCCUCAGAAAUGAGUGAAGGAGUACUUUCAGCGGGAGGUUCUUGGACUGCAGACCUGAAAAUGACCAGCUCCAGGCCCCUGGAUGGUCAGAGACACAAACUCCUCCACACUGGCUCCCUCAGUCCUUCCCAUCAGAAAGACCUUUCCCCUUCCUGUUCAAACUGGCGGAAGAUGGGGCUGGAUGUGCCACAAACCAUGGAUGAUGAAGUGUUAUCUCCUGCUCCAGAGGCAGGCAAGGUGACCAUUAACUUAGAGCUGCUGGGGUCAUUUCCCAUCAGCUCUAAUGAGGAAGAGAUUGAUGUGGUGGACUCGACAGCAGAGGGGAAGGUGGAACCCACUGCUAUUCUCUCUGUAUGGCCUGACCCUUCCUCAGAGUCAGAAACAGAAAUAGACAUACUUACAUGGUAG
This is a messenger RNA of Elephantulus edwardii (Cape elephant shrew), 2115 nucleotides long. RefSeq names its product BTB (POZ) domain containing 18 (gene BTBD18). Gene Ontology annotation, biological process: positive regulation of transcription elongation by RNA polymerase II. Gene Ontology annotation, molecular function: protein binding. The transcript is spliced from 3 exons. Lineage: Eukaryota; Metazoa; Chordata; Mammalia; Macroscelidea; Macroscelididae. The record is from RefSeq and is a predicted model, not a curated record. Bases 1 to 2115 code for a protein of 704 amino acids.